Molecule: messenger RNA, 513 nt
Organism: Solenopsis invicta (red fire ant)
Lineage: Eukaryota; Metazoa; Arthropoda; Insecta; Hymenoptera; Formicidae
Exons: 2
Coding region: 134-361 (75 amino acids)
Source: RefSeq, a predicted model, not a curated record
AUCCAACCAAUCAUCUUUAAAUGCUACAGUUGCUUAGGGCCUAUCCUGAAUUUCGAGCUUAUUUCCUGUAAGUAAUUUCCCGCGGCAAAUCUGAAAGUCUUACAAUUUGCACAAUUCACGAAUUUUGCGAAAAAUGGCAUUUUCGCAAUCGCAUCAGCAGGAACUGAUUGAACUGGCCGAAAUAACGGGAAUCUCUACGGUACCCGGCGUUUUACGCAUCGUGUUGGAAUUAUUAGCGUUACAAGUGUCUCCGGAGGACAUUUACACUCUUCUUAAACAAAUCUCAACAAGAUCAAAAUCGCUAAGCCAGCAGACAACGAACGAGGAUGCAAAUGCUUCUGCUUCAUCUACACAAAAAUAAUAUUUGUUUAUCAAGUUCACACUGAUUUAACAAUUGAUAUCCUUUAUUACAACACCAAAGGAAUGUAUUUAUGUAAAUAGAUUAACAUGUAAAUUAUGUAACAAUUUAUGUAAAUUUAAUUUAACAAUAAUAUUUCAGUAUUUUUGCAUUUA